GGGUUGAAUAUAGGGAGGGGAGAUAAAGUGAGAGAAAGCCAGACCGGGGAUACGCUACUUUGUGUUGCUUAUCGGUUCAGUGUAACUUUGUAUUUGAAUUUAUUGAGAGUGCAAAGAUGUACAGCUACAGCAAGCCGGGUCACUUCACCUGGACGGCAACAUUGAAGGAAUUUGGAAGCCACACUAAUGGGGCACGAUCGCGGCCCACCAUGGCAGCUUCGAGCUCCAGCGGACUCGAGGUGCUACUAAACACGCUGCAGAAUGGCGGAGAUGUUGAAAGCACGCUAAAUGUCCUCAACGUCCUGGAUGAACUUUUGUCAGCAGGCACAGACAGACGGAUUCAGUUUAUGAUAUCGAAAGGGGGCAGCGAGGCUCUUUUGACGGCUCUGGGGAACACCGCCCGGUGCCACACCCCCAACUACACCAUCCUGUUGCCGCUGCUGCACUUGCUGGCCAAGGUGGGCCACCGAGAUCGUCAGAUUGGUGUGAAGGCAGAGAAGAUCGAUGCGGUUCUCCUGGUUCUGGAUUUGCUACGGCAGAAUGUAAAGAACUCCAGAAGAGCUGCGGCCUGCCUGUGGGUCAUCCAAGUCUUCUGUUCUUCUGUGAGCACUGCGGUCGUGCUGGGAAGGAACCGAGGCCUGGACGUGGUCUUCAAGCUCAUAUCUCCACACACAACCAAGCACUUGCGCACUGUCAAGGCAGCCAUUGACGCUUUUGCCGCAAUGUUGUGCUCAAAGGUCAACUGUCAGACUGCUGUUGCCAAAGGCUACAUCUCUGAUCUUCUGAAGCUGUAUGAAGACUGGCACAACAACGAUGCCAACCAUGAGAACAUUCCUAUACGCAAAGCCUUACUGCAUUGUAUGCACCGUGCCGCCAACUCUAGUGUGGGCAGAGACGCUCUUGUCACUGAGGGUGGCAUGCGUCUUCUCCUCCAAACCACUCAGACCUUCUUGACCUUAAAAAGCCUCGAGUCGUUGGUGGAGCCAGCAGUCCAGCUUAUGAGGAAGUGCUAUCCUAAAGUCCCCAUUCCACUGAGCUCAGAUAAGAGCACCUACAGCUUUCCUCUUCCUGGGAGACCUGUCGAUGACUGGGGCGCUGAUUUAGGACCUUACGAUGGCUGUUUAGAAGAUGACAGUGACGAGGACAUGGAGAACGAAGAUCUAGACAAGGACUAUGAGGAUGACCUAGAAACAGAUGUCAACAAGCUCCAACCUCGACCCGAGCCUGACAGACCCCUGGAGCAGCUGGGCCAGUACAUGCGCUUCUGCCCAGAACUGCACCAUGACUUCCAGGACUUGGAAUCCAGCUCUGAGGUUGAUGAAAGCUCCAGUGAAGACAGUCCUCUGGAGGGGGACUUCAACAAGAAGAAGGCACAUGGCAGAAAAUCUAAAGCAGGCCAGAGGAACCCCUUGUCACCCUCCGGUUCGGAAUCAUCCAACUCCACUGGGAUAGACAAAAAGCACAACCCUGGAUCUGAGGAAGAGAGCCAUCUCCAAACUAGGGAUUUGCACACACAUUACCUCAACUGCUCUAGGAACAUCCAAGAGGGCCACUGCACCAUGGUGGACAGGCUUUUGGAGAAGUAUGGGACCUGGAUUCCUAACCACGAUCCACGUCUGUAUGCUUCCACUGCAUCUGAUACCAAGUCUAUUGGUGGAUACUCUAUCCUAGCUUUUCCUGACUUUUGGGGAAACUUGCCUCCAAAAAAGCAAGAACCAAUGGCUAAAAGACAACCACAUGUACAGAGAAAGAAAGUUUUCGAGGACAUCCAGCGUCUUCUCUGCACAGAGGAAAUGAUCAACAAGGUUGCUUUCGACCUGGAAGAUCCGAGUCUGCAGUGUUCCACCGAAGAACGUCCCGGCUCACUUCGUUUCUUCUCCAAAUUCGAGAGUGGGAACCUGCGAAAAGCCAUUCAAGUUCGCAGUCAUGAAUAUGAUUUGAUUCUCACCGCCGAUGUCAACUCCUCUGAACACUAUCAGUGGUUUUAUUUUGAAGUCAGUGGUAUGGUGGCCGGAGUGCCGUACCGCUUCAACGUCAUCAACUGUGAGAAAGGAAACAGUCAGUAUAACUACGGCAUGCAGCCUGUACUGUAUUCGGUGAGGGAGGCUUUGGAUGGGAGACCACACUGGGUGCGAUCAGGCUCUGAGAUUUGCUACUACAGAAAUCAUUUCUGCCCUAAAGGACGUCAUCGUUCUCAUUUCUACACCCUGACGUUCACAGUGACCUUUCCUCAUGAUGAUGACGUGUGUUACCUGGCCUAUCACUACCCCUACACCUACUCCACACUGCAGACCCAUCUGAAGAUGUUAGAGAAGUCGGUAGAUCAACGGAAGAUUUUCUUUAGACAGCAGAACCUCUGCGACACGCUGGCGGGGAACUCCUGCACCUUAGUGACGAUCACAGCCUGCCCCGCUUCCAAAGCCUGGAAAGAUCUGCACCAGCUGCGUAACCGGCCAUGUGUGGUACUGACAGCAAGGGUUCAUCCAGGGGAGAGCAAUGCCAGCUGGGUAAUGAAGGGUACACUGGAGUUCCUGUGCAGCAAUGAUCCUGUAGCAGAAAGUUUAAGAGAGGCCUACAUCUUCAAAGUCAUCCCUAUGCUCAACCCUGAUGGGGUCAUUAAUGGCAAUAAUCGCUGCUCUCUCAGCGGAGAGGAUCUCAACAGGCAGUGGCUAAAACCGGACCCUGUUUUAAGCCCGACGAUUUAUCACACCAAAGGGUUCCUGUAUUACCUCAACAGCAUAGGCAGAACUCCACUGGUGUUUUGCGAUUACCAUGGCCACUCCAGGAAGAAAAAUGUUUUUCUGUACGGCUGCAGCAUGAAGGAAACACUCUGGCAAUCUGGAUCUACAAUUAACACGGUCUCCCUGAAAGAAGACCCGGGUUACAGGACCAUCGCUAAAACUUUGGACCGAAUAGCUCCUGCGUUCUCUUUCAACAACUGCAACUAUCUGGUGGAAAAGUCACGGGCAUCCACGGCACGGGUGGUUGUUUGGAGGGAAAUUGGAGUUCUCAGAAGCUACACCAUGGAAAACACUUAUAACGGCUGCAAUCAGGGAAUUUACAAGGGUCUACAAACAGGGACUCGGGAGCUGGAGGAAAUGGGAAUGAAGUUUAGCCAAAGUCUCAUCACCCUCAGUAGGAACACCAUCCAUUACAACAGCCGUCUGAUCCACAACGCAGCUACCCUGCUGGACCUGGAUGACAGACUCCUCGACCACAAAUCCAAUAAUUGCAGCGAGGAUGACGAGCCACCCUGCGCAGAAGAGAUCCAGUACUCGUCCUGCAGCGACCUGUUCGGUGCCAACGAUCUGGACGCGGAGGUGAACGCUAACGCAUCCAGCGUAGAAGAGGAUGAAGGUGAUGCUGAGGUCUGCAAAAAGGGGCGGCGGCUUACUGACAGGAAAUCUCACCUCCUUCCUCACUUCCUGCAGCAAGAUGCCCUGGAAACUUUAGGCAUCAGGAGUGGACAGUGUAAUAACAUGGACAUCAGUAACCGAUACUUUUAUUAGGAACCUCUUGUUUGUCUUUUCUGUUGUUUAUAUUUUAUAUUAAAGUAGUGUCUUGAGUGUUACUGUAGCUUAGCCUGAAACAGUUCACUUAGAAACUCGAUAACACUUUCUAUGAAGCCUGCAUUAUUUGGUUAUUAUAUCAUAAUACAAUAUUAUAUUUUUAUAAUGUAUUAAAUAUUUUGGGGGCUGAUACCGAUACCGAUUUAAACAGACAACUUCUGGCCGAUACCGAUAUUAAACACUUGUAUACAAUACUAUACAGUUGGUCUAUUUGCUAGUUUAUUUCUGCAUCAAAUUAUUUUUACUGAACAUGGAUUUGAUCUAAUUAACAUUCAACUGACCAACAUUAUAAGAGAGGCACAAAUUAAGCUAAAACAAAUAUAAUAAGACAGCAUGACAACCUUCAAAGGUGGUUUUGCUAUUCAGCAUUUAUUUUAUUAACAACAUUAACUUGUUUUUUUACAUAUAAUGGAUUUCUUUAUGCAGUUAAUUAAUAAACAAUCGGUAUCGGCCUUUCUCAUGCCAUUGCCGAUAUGCCGAUGGUUUAAAAUUCAUAAAAAAUCGGCCGAUAAAUAUCGGCGGCCGAUACAUCGGUGCAUCACUAGUAUUAUACACUGUCAGAAAAAAAUGGUCCCUAGCUGUCACUGAGGCGGUACCCUUUCAAAAAGUACCCCUUUGCAUCUAAAGAGUUCAUAAAAGGACCUCAUAGGUACAUAUUAGUACCAAUGUACACGGGUCAAUGAAGUGACAUUAAUUGUUUUGUGUCCGUAUGGUUCAUUUAAUAUAAAAGGGUUAAAAUUUUCAAAAUGAAUUUGCAGAUUACUUGCAUACAUUCUCUUUGUGGAGGACUAGAAGUCUAAAAUUUCUGGUUUUAUUUCAUAUUGAAAGAAUAUUUGGGAAAUAUUUGCAAAAAUGUCAUUGUGGUAUAACCGGUCUGUGUCAGUUGGUGUAACUAGUAUUUUUUAAAUGAAAAUAUAAAUAUAUUCAUAAAAAUGUGGAAUAAAUGAAUAUAAUCAUCUAGUUUAGUGUAACAUAAUUUUUUUUACAUACACUUGUCAAAGAUUAUUUAGAAAACAGAGCUGUUUUUAGCAUAUGUCCAGACAAAUAUUACAAAAACGCAUACAAAUUUACAUUUAGCAAUAACUAAUAAAAUGUAUAUUCAUGUGAUAUUUUAAAAAUAUUUGAUAAUGAUUAUGCUUACAUGCCAUCAAGGUGGAUAAAAUAUUUAAUAUUUCUCAUUCUUUGGCGCAAUUGGCGGUUACACCGUUUGACAUUUUCAUGUCCAUUCGGUCUUAACUUUCAUAAAAAUGGUGCAAAUGUAAUAAAAUCAACAUAAAUACACUAUGUACAUUGAAAUAUUCCUGCCACAUGCUUCUUUAAAGAUUUUUGAAUUUCUCAUCUUGCCAAACCGUUUUUGUCACUGAUCCACACAUAUUAGGACCUCUUUUAAAUUUGCUGUACUGCCCCAUUGACAGCCAGGACAAUUUUUUUGGACGAUUUUUUCUGGCACUGUAGGUUUCAUAUCUUUAUCUAGUACAUCUGUUUCACGAGUUCGAAUUAACAUGUAAUCGAUAGGGAAUGAGAUAAAGCCUUUUUUGGCAUGCUGUCCGAGGGACAGGCUCAGAGUUCGAAAAUUUAUCCCCAACGCAGAGUGCUCCCCCCUCUUUAACUGGGAUUGAUGAAACUAGAUGAGAGUGAGGAGAUGGGGUGGAGGAGGGAUGCUGCAAAAAACUGUCACGGGACAGAGAUGAGGGACUGCUAUUUAUAGGCCCCUCUUCAUGCUGAUUGGUUGGAUCACAUGACCAUGCUUCUCCCGAACUUAGUUAAAAAAUAAUUCAUAUAAUGAUUGGUCUGAUACCGCUUAAAGUGACAAAUGCAAAUUCGUCUUAUAAACAUUAUGACCACAACAUAAUGCUGUUACAAUUAUUUGCAUUAUAAAUAUAUAAAAGUAUUAUGAGCAUUAUAAAUAUGGACUUCAUAGAAAGUGUUACUGAAAAUACUUUCAUCAUUUACUCAUCACUUGUUCAAGCCAGUAUGACUUUAUUUCUAAGCGAACAUAAUUUAAUUAAUAACUUAUUGAGUUGGUGGAUGAUUCAGUACUAUGGUACAUUAUUACUUGCUUAAUAAAGCACAUAAUAAGGAGUGGCAGCUCAAAAGUGCAUGCGGCCCGCUGAUCAUUUCAAUCAGCAAGGAAUAAUUGACGACAUGCCGUUGAAUUAUUCGAAAAUAAUGCACACCUAUGCGGCACAAUGUAAAGCUUAUACCACCGUUACCACAAAAAUUGCUCUGGUGGUUAUUUUUAAGACAUUUUGCAGGUUAGGUGUGCGUUUUACAACCAAGGGACAUUUUUCAACCAAUCAGAAUAGAGCAUUCAACAGCCCUGUGGUAUAAUAAGCACAUAAUCUAAUAUUUUGUAGUUCUGAAGAGAAAAUCAUUUGGUUUUUGAACAACAAAAGUAAACGAUGAGCGACUGUUUGGUUAAACUGUUUAUUUAAGCUUUAUACCGAAAUAUUUAGAUAGAGCAAGAAUCAAUGAAUGUGAGAUGAGAUUUUAUCCGUCACCCGUAGUCUUUGCGAAUCUAAGCUACUUAAUGUUUAGAGCAACACUUGAAUAAUAAUUCACUUUUGUGUAGUCAUACGAAAAGCAAAUGGUUUGGUCUUUGCAGUGUCUCAUGUAUCUUAAUUUUUUUUUUACCCUACUCCCAGACUAAAAUGCAUAUUUAAUCUGCCUUAAUUUAAAAACACCUUGCACUGACACAUAUUUAUAACAUAUAGUAGUGACAUUGUUGUGUUUCAAGAUGCACACCAGUAAUGUUUUUGUAAAAUGACUUAAAUGUCCUAAUUCUGGAUUAAUCUGGGAAAUCAUCCCCUUAAAUGUGUUUGUUUACGACUGUUCUUACUGUAAACCGUAGUAGUACAGACAGGUACAGUAGCUUACCGGAGUAAUUCAAGUAUGCCUGCUAUAUAACAGGGUUUUUAUCGUAAAUAUGAUAGCACUGCAGAUAAAGUUUACUUUAAAUGUUUAUUAUGUUAGCAGUUAGUUAAUAUUUAUAUUUUUAGUAUGUUUUAUUUUUCAGUGUUGAGGUGAUAAAACUGUUAUAGAUAUUUUAACUAUGAAUUUGUUUAUAUACAGUGGGGUCCAAGUUUAAGAUCACUUGUGAAAAUCCUACUAUUUUAAUGUUUUAUCUGUCUGUC
Molecule: messenger RNA, 6703 nt
Organism: Paramisgurnus dabryanus
Lineage: Eukaryota; Metazoa; Chordata; Actinopteri; Cypriniformes; Cobitidae
Gene: agbl1
Product: AGBL carboxypeptidase 1
Biological process (GO): C-terminal protein deglutamylation; proteolysis; protein side chain deglutamylation
Molecular function (GO): zinc ion binding; metallocarboxypeptidase activity
Source: RefSeq, a predicted model, not a curated record